GACGGCUCUGUUCUGUUUCUAUGGUGGAAGUGAGUGAGGCUGCUGCAGGAGAUACAAACAGCUCCGCACAUUCAUUAUAAACACGGCGCUAAGAGACACCAGGAGAUGCCGCACAACUUCCAACCCGGUGAUCUGGUCUUCGCUAAAAUGAAGGGUUAUCCGCACUGGCCGGCCCGGAUUGAAGAUAUUGCUGAAGGAGCUGUGAAACCUCCACCCAAUAAAAUUCCCAUAUUUUUCUUUGGGACUCAUGAAACAGCCUUUCUCUCACCAAAAGACCUCUUUGCUUAUGAGAAGCACCAAGAUCGUUAUGGAAAGCCAAACAAAAGGAAAGGAUUUAAUGAGGGAUUGUGGGAAAUUCAGAACAACCCACAUGCUUCUUACACUGCCCCUGCUCCUCCAAGCUCGUCUGAAAGUGAGGAGAAUGAAGCUGCAGCAGAAAGUGAUGCACAAGUGGAAGAAGAUGUCGUGGUUCCAAAAACAGCAGAAUCUGGAAGUGAGAAUUCGGACUCUGAAAGUGAAGUUCAAGUCAAAGAACCAGUGAAACGAAAAGCUCCAGCGGCAAAGCGACCUGUAGCAAAGAGAGGACGAGCACCAUCCAGUGAGCGAGAUGAAGAGGAGAGUGGAUCUCCCUCCGAACCUGAGCCCUCACCCAGCUCUGACUCAGACUCCGGCAAAAACAGUGACCAGGACUUCACUCCACAGAAAGAGUCCAGUGGACAAGGUGGCAAGAAGCCUGCAGGCAGAGGCAGAAAGAAAAAAGCGUCUUCAGAUUCCGAUUCCAAUUCAGGAUCCCAGUCAGACCAUAAACAGGAGCAGAGUGAUUCUGAGGACAUAAAACCACGACCGGCCGUCUCGGGAUCCGAGUCUCAGUCCGGAUCCAAGUCUGAUUCUGAAUCGGAUCCUCCUCCUAAGAAAGCUCCACAGGCACGCAAAAAAGAGAAACCUCCACAGAAGCCACGUGGAAGAAAACCUAAACCAGCACCAGAAAAACCAAUGCCUGCUUCCUCUUCCUCAGACAGUGACAGUGACAGUGACCAGGAUGGCAUCAGCGAUUGGAAAAAACGCGACGAGCAGCGGCAGCGGGAGAUGGAGGAACGCAGGAAAAAGGAGGAAGAGGAGGAGCUCCGUCGGCUAAGGGAACGAGAGAAAGAGGAGGAGGAAAAAAAGAAGAAGGAAAAAGAACACAAAGGAGAGCGUAGCGACGACAGUAGCAGCAACAGUAGCAGCUCAGAUGAAAGAGUAGAGGACCAUCCUCUUAAGAAGUCCAAGAAACCACCGCCGCCUCCUAUUCCUGCACCUUCAGAUUCCGACUCUCCACCACCUACUGAGGGGAAAAAGUCCGCUAAACGUAAAGAGAGCCAGAAAGGCCGACAAAAGAAAGAAAAAGAUGUGAAAGAGAAAAAGGAGAGGGAGAAGAAAGAGAAGAAGGUGCAACGGUUUGAGGAGAAACCAAAAGCCAGAGCAAAGCCUGAAAAGCCGGUACGAAAAGCUGAGCACCCACCUGAAAAGAAAGUAGUGAAGAAAAAAGAGCCAUCUCCUGACGAGAAACUUCAGAAGCUGCACACAGACAUUAAGUAUGCACUGAAAGUGGACAACCCAGACAUUGAAAAAUGCUUACAGGCUUUGGAGGAGCUGGGCUCUGUGCAGGUCACCAGUCAGAUUCUACAAAAGAACUCUGACGUCAUCAUGACUCUAAAAAAGAUCCGCAGAUACAAGGCCAGCAGUGCUGUAAUGGAAAAGGCUACAGAGGUCUACAACAAAUUGAAACUUCAGUUUGUUGGGAAAGCGGAUACAAAUAAACCAAAACCACAGGAGAAUGCUGAGGAGGAAAAUAAAACAGAAGCACCCAGUACAGAGAACUCUAAACCAAUGAAUGGAGAGUCAGAAGCUGAGAAAAAGGAUGUGGUUUCUGAAUCUACAGAGCAAGAGGAGUCCAAGACGCAAAACAGUGUUGGGCCUGGACCAGACAGCCCUGCUGAGGAGCAGUCGCACUCGGCUGAAGAAACAGAUCACACUUCAAGAGCAGACACAGAGCCGCCAGUACAGAGCUGAAGACCUGAACUGCAGUCGUCUUUUCUCAGCUGAACUGAGAGCUUUGUCACUAAUCUGUUUAUUCUGUGAAGACGCUAUCUUUACUGAAGACGUCCCUCUUUUACAGACCCCCCCUUUCUUACAUUCACCUUGGUUUUGUCUGACAGUUUGCCAUGUGUAUAUAAAACCAUUAAUUCCACUACUAAAAUUAUACCCUUUUUGAACAUGAAUUGAGAUUACCGAGGUCAGCAAGAGUCUUAGAUGUUCAGUGUUGCUGUGGUUCUGCACAAACAAUAUUUGGUUGCUGUGGGAAAAUCAGCAUUAUUUAAAAUAUUUAAAGGAAAUACAUGUGUGAAAACUGUGUUUGGUACUGAUAAGGCCACCUUUUGUUAGCAAGACUCUACCAUUUCUUGUUCUUUUGUAUAAAAAAGAAAAAAAAGAAAAAGACAGUUAACCAACACCAUAUGUAAAUUAAACCAUAUAGCAGGAGUUAAUGAAGUAUUGUCAUACAGUAGUGCACCCAAAUUUUAACAUUCAAUAAUAACUGGAGGUGAUAGUGUCAAUGCUAGAUACAAUAGAACAGUUCAGUUCCUAGUGUUGUUUUUUCAUCAGUCAUAACUUUUAAUUGUCUGUCCCUUCAGUAUAAUAACUUCAAAUGUUUGGACACCUCUGGUAAAGUACCAUGUUUUCUUAAUUUUCUAAGUAAAAAUUAAUGAACACAUCUAAUAAGAACAAACAUUUUCAUAUUUUAAUGAAUACUUACUCUUUUGUUGCUGAAUUUUACAUAUUGGAAAUUGAUUUGAAUUGAUUUAUGACAAAUGUAAUACUUGGUUUAUUUUUAAUAUAUUAAAGUAAAGCAAAGAAAUGGUGCUGAAAUUGUGCAGAAAAUGCCAUGUUUAAGUUUUCUGUAGAGGAUGUUUAUGUACAUGUUUUUCCUCUGAAAAUCAACAAAACAUGGACAGAUCAGGGGUGUCCAAACUUUUCCAUCAGACUGUACAUUGUAUACAGUCUCAGUACUAUACAUACUUUAUUUUGUUUAAGAAAAUCAACCAUAAGCUUCUUUUUGCUGUAAACAUGUUUUAGCACAAUGUAAAUUGGUCAAAUCAUUUUUAUGAUUAAUGGAAAGUAAAUAAAUGUCAGCAUGGUGGCCCUAACUUUA
This is a messenger RNA of Trichomycterus rosablanca, 3190 nucleotides long. RefSeq names its product HDGF like 2 (gene hdgfl2). Lineage: Eukaryota; Metazoa; Chordata; Actinopteri; Siluriformes; Trichomycteridae. Gene Ontology annotation, molecular function: histone H3K27me3 reader activity; histone H3K9me2/3 reader activity. The record is from RefSeq and is a predicted model, not a curated record. The coding region runs from base 106 to 2052 and encodes 648 amino acids. The transcript is spliced from 16 exons.